Molecule: messenger RNA, 2747 nt
Organism: Gallus gallus (chicken)
Lineage: Eukaryota; Metazoa; Chordata; Aves; Galliformes; Phasianidae
Exons: 2
Coding region: 969-1637 (222 amino acids)
Source: RefSeq, a predicted model, not a curated record
CACCCCUCCGCAGCGCACGCCCAGUUGCUCCUCCAGCUGCUCAGGGCGUGGAGCAUUUCGCACGCAGGGCCCACUCGCGAGGCUUUGCCCUCCUGAACCACUUCCCGGCUGGCGCCCGAACUCUUCUGACCCGAUGCUCCGACCCCCGGCUUUUCCUCUGCCGGGCCGUUCCCGGCCGAGAGGGCCAGGGAGGGGCCAGCAGUGAGGUGCCAGGGCCGGGCUCCGAGGCCGCCGGGGCGGGCGGGGGCCCCGUGCCCGGACCCAGUGGCACGCCUAGGCCCGGCGCCUCUUCGCUGCCCCGGGCGGUGGCUGCGGGCACGGAGGGCCGCCGACAGCCUCGUGUCGGGAUGUGGGUUGGCACCUGCCCCGGCACCGUUAUAAUCAACAAUCUGCGCGGUGGCCUCAUUGCCACUCUGCGUGCGAUUCCUGCCACGUCUAUAGACUGCCACAGUGCUGUCAGUACAGGCGUGCAGGACUCGUUACGGCCCCAAAGCAUCUUUGGUGCCGUGUCAGAACGCAGUUGCACCGGAGGUGGUUGAGACAUUUUGCAAAAAGUUAUAUGCUACGUAGUUAAAAAUAUAAGCACGGUUCAUACAGAUGUAAAUACAUACGACAGUACUUAGUAUCAGCACAUACAUACAAACAGAAUCCUGCCAGGAUCUAUCUAUUUAUCGGUUUUGAGAUACAGCUAUCAGCGUAUUACUCCAGAUAACGCAGGAGUUACGUGUUUGUGUCCAUAUACCCAGAUACGCACACACGCACGGCGGGGUGCAUACCUUCGGGAGCGGCUGUGCACGAGCACAUAUUUGCGCUCACAUUUCUGGUCCUCAGCUCUGUCGCCUGCACAUAUUGCCAAGAGGAAACCGAACCGCGGGUGGGCCACCUGCCAGCCCGGCCCGCACCCUCCCCUCUCUUCUGGAGACGUCGGCGGCUCCCGGCCAGGCGCCGGUGGGUGCCGUGCGGCCGCCAUGCCCGGCUCGAGGGGAACAGAUCUCCGCGGGAGGAAUCGAAUCCCCACGCGUGAAGAGCGUCCCGGCUACCGGGGGAGCGGAGAGGCGGCGCGGCCCCCCUCCGCCCUCGAGUUUAAUUCGGACACUGCCCUUGGACCCGUGCUGCCACUCCGAGGGGCGGCUCCGCGCUCACCCGCACUCCCGAGGCUGCUUCUGGACCUGGGCCGCCGCCCCGCGCCCGCCGGGAUGUCACUUCGGAGUCUGCCUUUUGUUCCCCGCUACCUCUCGCUUCCAGGGAUACGGGCGGCUCCCCGCUGGCUCGGGGAGGGGCGAGCAGUUGCAAAGAUAUCUCAUUUAAAAACGACAAUGGAGUCCUUUCGACCAGCCCGGGUGGUGCCCGAGCUUUAUUUUCGGGCUGGGGGAAGGGAAUUGUUUGCUUUGCUUUUGUUUUCGCAGCAAAACUCGAGGGCAAGUUACAGGAGGGUUGCGAGCGGCCCCUGCCCGUCCCCAUGGCCUCGAGGUACCGGGCAGGGCCACCCUGCGCAUCUCCGCAGGCACAGCGCCUUCGGGCGCAUCCACCAGAAGCUCCCUGGCUCUCAGUGGCUCCGAGAAGCCGAGGCAUUGCCCCCCAAAUCCUACCCUGCUCUCCAGUCUGUGCCUUGCUCUGAGGUCUCCUGGACGCUUUAAUUCGGAAGGAAGGUGCCAGCUGGCUCGCUAUGCCCUUGCCUCGGCUUUUUAAAAUAUUUAUUUAUUCAUUUAUUUAUUUUACUGCAUCCCCGUUGCUGGGGCUCCACCGCCGCUGGGAGGUUCCCAGCCGUACCAGGGAGCGCAGGGCCGGCCCGGAGCCCGCGGGCCUCCGGGCGGAGUCGACCCGCAGCAGUCCCCGAUGGCCACCGCGGGAAGCGCAGUCCUGGCUGGGGCCGGAGUUCCUCCGCUCACCUGCCCUGUCGACUUCUGUUGCUGAAAUAUCCCAUAGAGACAACGGGCCGAGACAAUCGAAAGAAAGAAACGGGAUGGGGGUGGGGGGGUUGCUCAGUCGUCCUCGCAGGAGACUGUUGUCAUUACGUGAAUAUUGGGCCUUAUUUGUUAUGUGUUGCUCCAGAUCUAGAGGAAAGGACUUGCUUCUUCCAUGCUGCUGCAGCUCCUCUCCAACACCCACCCACAGAGGUAACAUGGCGUCUGAGCAGGGCUCUUCUCCCUCUCCCAGAAAGUAUCUAUCUGCAAUCAGUCUGGGACAAGAGGAGCUGUUGGAUUCUUUGCGCCUGCUCCAGGUGUUCCCUUUGAGUAGCACAAACAGUUCCAAGUUGUGCUCCUACCAAUUCACAGAAUCAUGGAGUAUCCCAGAUUGGAAGAGACCCAUAAGGAUCUCCAAGUCCAGAUCCUGGUUCUGCAUAUACAGAAGAUACUCACUCAGAAACUGACUGUUGUGAAUUCCUCUUCCCCAUCUGCUUCACACACUUGAGCCUGUGGUCUAUGAGCUGUGCUCCUCUCCCUCCCUAUGGAGACAGCCUGGUUGCUCUAUGCUGGUACAGCCUCGAUGCUUCAUGUAGCUACAGCCUGAUUGCCCAUGUUGGUACAGCCUGUUUGCCCCAUGUUCUUUGAGUGCAGAAAGUGAAUCUGCCAUGCCAUUGCAGCUGAGGGGCUCAAAGGUAGAGCUGUGAUGGGUCAGUGAGCUGAGCUCUGCUAAGGUUGGACUGACCAAACUGCUUGCUGUAAAAGGCAGCUGGUUUUACUUCUCACAUCAGCCUUAAAAUCAAUGUUACACUUGAGUUUUAAAUAAACUACAACUCAGACUGC